CAAAUGGCUAAUACCAGGCAAAUGUUGUACCUUUGUCUCAUCUCUUUCUCCUAUCUCGAUCGGUAAUUUUACUCAUUAGGGUCUCUCUGUUUCUGGGCAAAUUUUCUUCAUCUCCGCCGUUUUGCUUCAAUACAGAUUUCUGGGAUUUUUUUUACCGAUCAAAUUUAGGUUUUCGUUUUCACUCAGAACCUUAGAAACCCUAAUUUUGAUACAUUAGCUUUAGAGAACCUUCCAUCGGAUCCGUGUACAAUAAAAAAGUUUGCGUUUUUUUUUUCCUUAAAUCGAUUGAACGUGUUUGAAGAUGCCUCCAAAGCAACAACCAAAGGCUGAUUUGGCGAAGAAGCAGAAACAAGUGGAAGACAAAACUUUCGGAUUGAAAAACAAGAACAAGAGCAAGAAUGUUCAGAAGUAUGUUCAGAGUCUCAAGCAAUCUGUUCAGCCUAAACCCGAUGCAACUAAAGCUGCAGCUAAGAAAAAGAAAGAGGAAGAGAAAGCGAGAGAACAGGAAUUGAAUGAGUUGUUCAAGGUAGCUAUUAGUCAGCCCAAAGUUCCUGUAGGUGUGGAUCCAAAGUCUAUACUCUGUGAGUUUUUCAAGGCCGGGCAGUGUCAAAAGGGUUUCAAGUGCAAAUUCUCUCAUGAUUUGAACAUUCAAAGGAAGGGUGAGAAGAUUGAUAUUUACAGUGAUACGCGUGAUGAAGAUGGAGAUAUGGAUGAGUGGGAUCAAGAGACCCUUGAAAAGGUUGUUGAAUCAAAGAAAAAUGAAUAUAAUCAGAAUAAGCCAACAGAUAUCGUUUGCAAGUAUUUUCUGGAUGCUGUGGAAAAGAAACAGUAUGGGUGGUUCUGGUCAUGCCCCAAUGGUGGCAAAGAGUGUCAUUACAGACACGCGCUUCCUCCUGGAUAUGUCCUUAAAUCUCAAAUGAAAGCCCUCUUGGAAGAGGAGUCAUCGAAGAAGCUGGCAGUUGAGGACGAAAUCGAAAACGAGCGUGCAAAACUGCAAACCGCAACACAAAUGACUCCUGCACUAUUUAUGGAAUGGAAGAGGAAGAAAAUUGCUGAGAGAGAUGCCGGUUUGGCUGCUUCUCAAGCGGAGAGAGCUAAGAACGACCGUAUGAGUGGUCGGGAGCUGUUUCUGUCCAAUGCAAGCUUGUUUGUGGAUGAUGCUGAGGCUUGUGAAGAAUACGAGAGGGAAAGAGAGCAGGAAGAGACUGAACAAAAGGCAAAGAACAAAGAAGCAGAGGCAGGGACAAGCAAGAGUAGUGGUGAUGCUGAACAGAGUUCGAAAGAAGUCAAUGAAGAAGAAGAAGAUGACGAUGAUGAUGAUGAUGACCUAGACAUGGAUGAGCUGGAUGAAUUGGAAGCAAGCUUGUCGAAAACAUCGAUCCAGAUUCGUGAGCCAAACGACGAAGGGUCAUCUUGAAAUGAAAAAUGGUCUAAGAGGAAGAGGUGGAGGAGAGAAAGCACAUGUUUUGUUUUUGUGUACUUUCAAUAGAUUGGAUUUUGCAGACACAAACCCCAUUUUGGGGUGUUGAAUAAUUUCUGUUACUGUUUUACAGUCUUAAAUGGCCUCAUCAAAGAACUAGUAGUAUCUUUUUUGUCCAAUCAUUUUCAUCUUUCUUUGUUGUUGUUAAUUUUAUCAUGAUGUGUAAAUAAAAGGUCGUAAACUUACUAGAGAAAAUAAAAACUACAGAAAUGUAUUAAAAACAAAGAAUUUUAAUCAAUUCUUAUGAAUAU
This is a messenger RNA of Arabidopsis thaliana (thale cress), 1731 nucleotides long. RefSeq names its product Zinc finger C-x8-C-x5-C-x3-H type family protein. Bases 302 to 1417 code for a protein of 371 amino acids. The record is from RefSeq and is marked reviewed. Gene Ontology annotation, molecular function: metal ion binding. The transcript has 8 exons. NCBI's taxonomy places the organism in Eukaryota, Viridiplantae, Streptophyta, Magnoliopsida, Brassicales, Brassicaceae.